AUGUCGAUUCCGAGCGCCUUGAGCUUUCGGUCGUUUAGCGCAUCGGGCGAUGACAGCGACCUUGUGCGCCUCAGCAAGCUCAUGUCGAUGAAAGGCAUUUGCUCACGCCGCGAAGCCGACAACUACAUCCAGAGCGGCAACGUUCGCGUGAAUGGCGAGAUUAUUUCGGAACUCGGCUCCAAAGUCCACCCGACGAGCCAAAUUGAACUCAGCCGCGACGCCAACACGCACCGAAAGAGCAAGGUCACUGUGAUCCUCAACAAGCCGCUCAACCUCGUAUCGUCGCAACCCGAGAACGGCCACGCGCCUGCGAUCAAGCUUUUGUCCCCCGAGAACGAGUUCAAGGAGCUCAGCGUCCAACAACCCUUCCUUCUCGAUGGCCCGAUGAAGAUGAACGUCGAGCGUUUUGGGCCCUUGGCGCUCCCUAAAAUGGCC
Molecule: messenger RNA, 435 nt
Organism: Saprolegnia parasitica CBS 223.65
Lineage: Eukaryota; Oomycota; Saprolegniomycetes; Saprolegniales; Saprolegniaceae
Exons: 3
Molecular function (GO): RNA binding
Source: RefSeq, a predicted model, not a curated record